Molecule: messenger RNA, 490 nt
Organism: Paramecium primaurelia
Lineage: Eukaryota; Ciliophora; Oligohymenophorea; Peniculida; Parameciidae
Source: the annotation of a GenBank genome assembly
AUGAAUAGAUCUCAAUCCCCCAUUAAUAAUAGUCGUAAUCAUAGUGCAUCUAAAAGAUAUGUCUCACCAAAUGAAAGAUAAAACACAUAAGAGAAUGAAUAAGUAAUUAAAUUAAAAUAUUAAAUCAGAAUCAUAAGAAAUUACCACCUACUUAAUAAGUCAAAUCUAAAAUAAUUAACAUUGAUUAAUAAUCUGAUAUAAGUAGUGUAUUAGGUGAAGUCAAUAUUAACAAUACUAGUAAAAUGUCAAAUAUGACUUAAUUUGCUAAUUUCAUGUAUGUUCCAUGUCCAACUCAUCCAGAAUUUUUUAUUACUAAUCUAUGUUAAGAUUAAGUAUGUUUGUUUAUUUUUAUUUUCAUAUAGAAUUGUAUUGAACCUCUUUGUCCUGAAUGUAUUAAUGAACAUCUUUAAAUGCAUUAAUAAAAAGGAAGAGUUCCUAAAUUAGAAAAUAUCCAAAGAGUUAGAAAAGAUAAUACAUAUAAAAUAGAUGA